Messenger RNA from Suillus paluster, 726 nucleotides. RefSeq names its product S-adenosyl-L-methionine-dependent methyltransferase. The transcript is spliced from 5 exons. Lineage: Eukaryota; Fungi; Basidiomycota; Agaricomycetes; Boletales; Suillaceae. Gene Ontology annotation, biological process: peptidyl-lysine monomethylation; peptidyl-lysine dimethylation. Gene Ontology annotation, molecular function: protein-lysine N-methyltransferase activity. The coding region runs from base 1 to 726 and encodes 241 amino acids. The record is from RefSeq and is a predicted model, not a curated record. Gene Ontology annotation, cellular component: cytoplasm.
AUGGAUACUUCAGAACUCGAGCCCUCAAAGCUUGGUACGAAAGACCACUGGGAUAACGUUUACGAAGAAGAAUUGGAGAACUUCAGUGAAAACGGUGAUGAAGGUGAAAUAUGGUUUGGUAAAAAGUCGAUGAACGAGAUGGUCAAAUGGGUUAACCAGUAUGCCCCUCCGCGUCCCGAUAUGUCAGUCCUUGAAGUUGGCAGUGGGAAUGGUGCACUAUUAUUCGCACUCGCGGAGGGACGUGGAGAAGCAUGCUAUCCAGCACGUCGACUCCUAGGAAUCGAUUAUAGUGAAGGAGCUGUCCAGCUUGCUCAGUCGGUGGCGCAAUCUCGGAAUCUUACGGCCGUUACGUUUAGAGUGUGCGAUUUCCUUCAGGAGGACCCACCGUUGCUCCCAGAUAAUCAGAAAGCUGAUGAUAACGGAGCUUGGGACCUGAUCCUGGAUAAAGGCACAUACGAUGCCAUCGCGCUGAUGGAGAAGGAUGAGAAUGGAAGGAUCCCAGUAGAAGGUUAUCCGAUGCGUAUCGCGAAGCUCUUGAAUUUAGGCGGACAUUUUUUGAUCACAUCUUGCAACUUUACCGAGGCCGAGCUACAAUCGAAGUUCAUUACCGAAGAAACAGGCCUGCAGUAUCAUUCUCGCAUAGUGCACCCAACCAUUUCAUUUGGUGGGAGCACCGGUAGUGCAUGUUCUAGUGUAGCAUUCACGAAAGCUGCAUCUCGUAAAUAA